Messenger RNA from Brassica napus (rape), 2089 nucleotides. RefSeq lists its product as uncharacterized. Bases 93 to 1817 code for a protein of 574 amino acids. NCBI's taxonomy places the organism in Eukaryota, Viridiplantae, Streptophyta, Magnoliopsida, Brassicales, Brassicaceae. The record is from RefSeq and is a predicted model, not a curated record. Gene Ontology annotation, molecular function: protein dimerization activity. The transcript has 4 exons.
CUCUAAGCAACAAAAGUUGUUUCCUUUUGAUCUCCUACGUCACCAUUGAUGUAUGCUUAAAGCCUUAUCGUUUGCUGGUUGCUUUGAGCAUUAUGAUAAAAAGAGGAGUCUUUGAAUGGUUUGGUGCUUCCAUGGACAUUCACGAGCAUGGAGUUCGGGUGGGCAAGGAGAAGAGGCGGAUUCAAUGCAAACACUGCGGAAAACAAAUGUCUGGCUGGUAUCGUCUGAAACAUCACUUGAGUGGUGUAGGUGGAGAUGCAACUCCCUGCCUACAAGUUACAUCUUCUGUUAGAGAGGCGUUUCGUACUACUACUACUACUACUGGUUCUAAGCGUGGGAGAAGCGGAGAUUCUAAAGCUAACGAACAGGUUUGGUGCUCGUAUCCAAACUGUUUUGAUUUUUCAUCCAAUGGAUUCAGAGAAAUGAUGAUGACUGUGAGUGGUCGUACCAUCCCUGAUCCUCACGGUUCGAUGUUUCGAGAAGUGUUGAAAGAAGUGGAAGAUCAUGUGGAGAAGGUUAAAGACUCGUGGGCUGUCACGGGUUGUAGUAUCUUGCUGGAUGCUUGGGUUGAUCACAAAGGCCAUGAUCUGGUUACUUUCGUCGCGGAUUCUCCAGCUGGUUCAGUUUAUCUGAAGUCCUUUGACGUUUCUGAUAUUAAACAUGACAGUAAGGCGUUAAUCUCCCUAGUAGAUGGGCUUGUUGAUGAGGUUGGAGUCCAUAACGUGAUUCAGAUCGUUGCGUGUUCAGCUUCUGGUUGGGUUGGUGAGUUAGGAGAGUCUUAUGUGGGCAACAAGAAGGGAGUAUUCUGGUCUGUGAGUGUGUCUCACUGCUUCGAGCUUAUGCUGAUGAAGAUUGGAGAAAUAGAUUCACUUGGAGAGUUAGUUGAAGCAGUUAAUAUGAUCACAGAUUACGUCAACAGCAACCCUUUGGCUUUGAAGCUUGUCAGAGAUCAAGAUCACAGUCAUGGACUACUAGACAUGGCUGUACUCUCCUCCGAGUUUGAGUUUUUCAUGCCGUACUUAACCGUAGAGAGUAUUUUCAGAGCCAAGGACGAGUUGGCAGCCAUGUUUGCUUCUUCAUCUGAUUGGAACAAAGAAGAAGAAGACAUAGCGAUAUCCAACUUGGUUAAUGAUUCGAGUUUAUGGGAAACUGUUGAGAGAGUUCUGAAAUGCUCGUCUCCUCUGAUUCACGGUUUAAUCUGGCUCUCUAGUGCUAACAACAAUCAGCAUGUUGGACAUGUCUAUGACAAUAUGGAUGUCAUAAAGGAGAGUAUAGCGAGGGAGUUUGAUAACGAUGAACUAUGUUACAUGCCGUUAUGGGAUGUGAUUGAUGAUGUCUGGAACAAGCUUCACAGUCCUCUUCAUGCUGCUGGAUACUUCCUGAACCCGGAUGCUUUCUACUCGACUGGUUUCCAUCUUGAUGCAGAAGUAGCCAUCGGUCUUAUCUCUUCUCUUGUUCAUAUUGUAAAAGAACUUGACGUUCAAGUUAAAGUUGCCACUCAGCUUGAUGUGUACAAAGUCCGUGAAGGCUGCUUUAAUGAGACCAGUCAAGCUGAUCAGGUUUAUGGAUUGUCUCCAGCUGAGUGGUGGGCUGAGAAGGCGAGCCAGCACCCGGAACUGCAGAGUUUCGCUAUUAAGAUUCUGAGCCAGACAUGUGAAGGCGCUUCCAGGUACAUGCUGAAGAGAAAUGUGGCAGAGAAGCUGUUGCUUACGAGGGGAAUGAGUCGUUGUGAGAAACAGCAUCUGGAAGAGUUGGCGUUUGUUCAUUACAAUCUUCAUCUACAGAGCUGCAGAGCCAAACUAAGUGAAGAGCAGUGAAGAGAUUGUGCUGCAAGAGAGAUAGCCACUAUAAUGAAAACAUAUGUAAAGACUGAAACUUUGGAAACGGGAAGGAAAAGAAGGAGCGUACCGUAAGUUUCUGGAUGCUACUGACUUCGCCUUGGUUGGAGGCGAUAUCAACGGUGACGGUUCAUUUCGCCGCCACCUUCGGUAACUCAAUAACAUUCAAGAGUUUAAAAUUAUUGGCAAUGGGUUUUGCAGAGUAUGAAGAAGCAGAGGGACGAGGAUGAUGAGCAACAACACUGAAGAGA